AUGGCGACUGUUGGGCAACUUUCUGCUGAAGCUCUCCGCAGAAAAGAGAGAUUAAAAGCAUUGAGACAAAAACAACACGGAGAUUCAGAGAAUGCUGAAAAUACAGAACCGCCAACAAAGAAAAUCCAUAUAGAGGAAGAUGUCGAAGAAAAAAAGAAACCUGUUUUUAAGAACUACACCCCAGGAGAUGAAGCAUUACAGGAUCAGAUAGUUCCAAAGGCUGACCUUCCCUCAGUGGAAGAACACAUAAAGGAUCAACUUGAAGCUGCCAAACCAGCUCCAGUAGUUGAUGAAGUUGAUUUGGUCAAUCUAGCACCCAGGAAACCAGACUGGGAUCUUAAGAGAGACAUUGCACCAAAGCUUGAGAAACUGGAAAGACGUACUCAAAGAGCAAUUGCUGAGCUUAUCCGAGAGAGGAUCCAAUCUGGGCAAGGUGAUCUCAGUACAGCAAUAACUGCCUCUGAACUACCAAAACAACAGCAAGGAGACUUAUCUGAUGAUGAUUAGGUAGCCAGUCUUCUAUUGGUGGAAACGGAGAAUAACAUUUCCAAACAACCAAUGGGCAUGAGGCUUUUAUCUUGGACGCUCUUGACAACUGGGUUUUGUUUUGCCAGUCAAUGAAGCUGAAGUUGGAAGAAUGAGACCCUACAGAGACAGCUCUGCAUCACUUCAUUUUAUUCCAAGAGAUUCUAAAGUUGUUAUCGAUAUUGAUAAUAAACCAUGAAAACCCACCCUUCGGAGUUUGGGCAACUUUCUUCUUGGUUGAUUUAUAAACCUAUUCACUUUGAGGAACAGAUCUGCAUUGAUUGAUCAAAGAUUUGAUGAACCCAUCACCGUCAUCACAGGCCUUGAACUUUGCCCUUGAAGGGGCACAGCCAUUUCCUCUGGUAGGAGCACUUCCAGAUGGAAAAUGUAAAUUUGUAUUGUAACUUUGCAAAGGUCACCUCAGCAAAAGAACAUGACACCAGCAAAAGCACAAGGCGCCAUGGGUUAUUUCGGGACCUGUCAUCAAUUUAAUCAGUGAACUCGAGCAUUUUUGACAACGGCUCUCUCCACUGGUCUCUUCGCUCCAUGAUUGCUGGUAGGUCACGACGGUUAAUGCCAGAGUUUUGCUCCAGGGUGUCCACCAAUAAUGCUGCAGGACGCCCUUUUGAUCUUUUGACAUGUUGAGGUUCCCAAAAUAACUACUUGAGCCAUCUAAUAUUUCCUUCUCUUUGAACCCAAGCUCCACCAAACAGAGCAAGUAAAUGGUUUUGUAUCGCCUGGCUUUCUUAGUAAGGUAAGCAACAAAAAUUGUUGGAGUCAUGGACACACAAAAACGAGACAAACAGGGUUCGCCCUUAAAGUCACCUGGAAAUAGAUUUUUUUUUUUUCAAACAUAAGAGUAUAUGCUUACGAACAAUAAAACA
Asterias rubens (European starfish) is the source of this 1409-nucleotide messenger RNA. Its product is annotated as coiled-coil domain-containing protein 12-like. The transcript has 6 exons. Bases 1 to 507 code for a protein of 168 amino acids. The record is from RefSeq and is a predicted model, not a curated record. NCBI's taxonomy places the organism in Eukaryota, Metazoa, Echinodermata, Asteroidea, Forcipulatida, Asteriidae. Gene Ontology annotation, cellular component: U2-type spliceosomal complex; post-mRNA release spliceosomal complex.